Messenger RNA from Malania oleifera, 1740 nucleotides. Its product is annotated as cyprosin-like. The coding region runs from base 1 to 1740 and encodes 579 amino acids. NCBI's taxonomy places the organism in Eukaryota, Viridiplantae, Streptophyta, Magnoliopsida, Santalales, Ximeniaceae. Gene Ontology annotation, biological process: proteolysis; lipid metabolic process. The record is from RefSeq and is a predicted model, not a curated record. Gene Ontology annotation, molecular function: aspartic-type endopeptidase activity. The transcript is spliced from 14 exons.
AUGCUAAUCGUAGGACUAGAUAUAGAAGAGAUAAUAAAAUUGAAGCAGCAAUUGUCAGAGGAGUUUGAUAUGAAGGACUUGGAUUUAGUAAAGCAUAUACUUGGGAUGCGAAUCUCCAGAGAUAAGCAACAGGGAACGUUGCAGCUAUCUCAAUCAGAGUAUAUUAGUCGUGUUUUACAAAGAUUCAACAUGAGUAGUGCCAAAGCAGUAAAUACACCAUUAGCCAACAUCAACAUGGAAAUAACAUUCAAACACAAUAUCAUAGUGGUGGUUUUCUAUUUCUUCCUAUUGUUUCCUCUGGCCUAUACUGCCAACAAUCGUGGUGAGUUGAUUAGAAUUGGACUGAAAAAGAGAACAAUGGAUUUGAACGACUUGCUUGUAGCCAAGCUCAUGGAAUCUAUGCACAGAAAGUCUAAAACUAGUGUUUCUAUUGAAGAUGGGAAUAAAGGAGAGUUGGUGGGCGGUACUGGUAUUGUAGCACAAAGGAACUAUAUGAAUACUCAAUAUUAUGGUCAAAUUGGUAUUGGUACUCCCCCUCAAAAUUUCACUGUUGUAUUUGACACUGGCAGUUCUAAUUUGUGGGUUCCUUCCUCUAAGUGUUAUUUUUCGGUUGCUUGCUAUUUUCAUGCAAAAUACAAAUCAAAACUAUCAAGAACACACAAGAGAAAUGGGAAACCAGCUGCAAUCCACUAUGGAACCGGAGCUAUCUCUGGUUUCUUUAGUCAAGACAAUGUAAAAGUUGGUGAAAUUAUGGUUGCAUAUCAGGACUUUAUUGAAGCCACUGGAGUGCCUGGCACCACAUUUGUCUUAGCCAAGUUUGAUGGCAUACUUGGGCUUGGGUUUCAAGAAAUUUCUGUUGGAAAAGCUAUCCCAGUGUGGUACAAUAUGGUGAGACAGAGACUUGUUACAAACCUAAUUUUCUCAUUUUGGCUCAAUCGGAAAAUUAAAGAUCAAGAAGGAGGUGAAAUUGUAUUUGGUGGAGUCGAUCCUAAACAUUUUAAGGGGGAGCAUACAUAUGUCCCUGUGACAAGGAAAGGAUAUUGGCAGUUUGACGUGGGUGAAAUCUUGAUUGGUGGUAAAACAACAGGAUUUUGUGCUAGCGGGUGCCCAGCAAUAGCUGAUUCUGGAACCUCUCUAAUACUUGGUCCAAUGGAAAUUAUUACUUCUAUCAAUCGUGCAAUUGGUGCCUCCGGAGUUGUUCAUCGAGAAUAUAAGGCUAUUGUUGCAAAACAUGGGAAAACAAUACUGGAGAUGCUACAUAAGAAGCAAGAACCUCAUGGUAUUUGCCCACAAAUUGGUUUGUGCACUUUCAACAAGACAAGAGGUUUUAGCAUGGAAAUGAAGAAUCAGGGUGAAUCUAUGUGCUCUACAUGUGAAAUGAUUCUGGAAUGGAUGCAAAACCAACUUAAGCAAAACGAAACUCAUGAACGUAUACUUAACUACAUUAAUGAGCCCAAUGAUGAAAUAUUGAGUCCAAUGGUUGAAUCAUCAGUUGACUGUUACAAUUUGUCCUCCAUGCCUAAUGUUUCAUUCACAAUAGGUAGAAGGGUGUUUGACCUCACCCCAGACCAGUACAUUCUGAAGUUUGGAGGGGGAUUCAGAGCUCAAUGCAUAAGUGGAUUCUCAACUUUGGGUGUACCCAAUAAUACUCUAUGGAUUUUGGGAGAUGUUUUCAUGGGAAGCUACCAUACCAUAUUUGACUUUGGCAAUUCAAGGGUUGGAUUUGCUACAGCUACAUGA